Molecule: messenger RNA, 2061 nt
Organism: Eimeria maxima
Lineage: Eukaryota; Apicomplexa; Conoidasida; Eucoccidiorida; Eimeriidae
Product: OTU-like cysteine protease domain-containing protein, putative
Exons: 3
Coding region: 1-2061 (686 amino acids)
Source: RefSeq, a predicted model, not a curated record
AUGGAAGAUCGGAUAGAAGGAGAGGAUCUUUAUCUCAUGCCCGUGGUAGAUCCCCCUCCCCAUCAUCAUCAUCAUCAUCGUCAUCAGGAGGAGCAGCAGGAGCAGCAGGAGCAGCAGGAGCAGCAGCAGCAGCAGCAGAUGGGGCCCCUCAAUGGGGGGGGGGCCCCCAAUGAUCAACAACAUAUAGAGGGAGGGGGCAUACAGGGGGGGCCCCAGGGGGGCCCCACAACUCACCAACAUAAGACACAAGGUGAACCUGGGGAAUCUCCUGCAACUAAUCAUACCAGCAGCAGCAAUUGCAGUAACAGCAGCAACAGCAGCAGCAACAGCAACAGCAGCAGCAGCAUGUGUCUUAGGGAAGAGGAUAGGGAGAGAGUUCUCAAGAAAUUAUCCUCUAUACAAGAAAGGAGACACAUUUGUUCCUUUUGCUGCUCCUCUCUUAUUUCUUCAUCAAGAAAAGGGGACCUUAUUGGUACCCUAAAUGUAUGGGGGGGCCCUAGGGGCCCCCAGAUGUCAUGUAGUGAUGCUGCAGCAGCAGCAACAGCAGAAGCAGCAACAACAAUGGAGGUUUUGCUGCUGGGAGGACAUGCAGCCCACCGCAGAUGGGAAAGCUGCGAGCCUGCUGCUGAGAGGCAACGCAGGCAGCACCAGCACCAGCAGCAGCAGCAGCAGCCCGUCACUCCCCCUGCAGACUGCAGCAGCAGUAGCAGCAGCAAUAGUAGUAGUAGCAGCAGCAGCAGCAAUGCAUGCAGCGAUCUGGCCAACAAGUGGCCUGGCAAUCGCUCGGUGUUUGUGGCGGCGCUGCAGCCGCAACAGUGCAGCAGCAGCAGCAGCAGCAGUACAUCUGAGGCCAGCUUAGAUGGAAACCUUGUGUGCAGCAGCAGCAGCAGCAGCAAUAGCAGCAGCAGCAGCAGCAAUAGCAGCAGCAGCACCAACAGGUCCACCAUGAGGGGUUCUGCUAUAGGGGGUCUCUUUUUUACUGAGGAAAUUUCCCUUCGUUUCCGCAGCAGCAACAGCAGACGCACAGCAGCAGCAGCAGCAGCAGCAACAGAAGCAGAAGCAGCAACACAAGCAGCAGAAGCAGCCAAGGCAGCAGAAGCAAAAGAAGCAACAGGAGCAACAGAAGCAGCAGAUGCAGCAGAUGAAGAAGCAGACACAGCAGCAACAGCAGCACCAGAAGACGGAUCCAGUGGGGAGGAACCUACUGGGAAGCCAGCAGCAGCUGCAGCAGCGAAAGCAGCAGCAACAGCAGCAGCACCACCAGCAGCAGCAGCAGAAAAGAUUCUUGUUGCAGCAACAGAGUUGCCGCUGCCCUGCGAGGUCCUUGCGGGCCCCACAAUGCUGCGGAUAGAGAUGCCUCCCCUUGUCAAUUAUAUUAGCAGCAGCAGCAACAGCAGCAGCUGCUGCAGCAACAGCAGCAGCAGCAGCAGCAGGAGGGCUGCUUCCCUUCCAUCGCUGCGUAUCUCUGUGUUGCCGUGUGUCCGCAUGUGGGUGUCAGGGGAGGCAGCAGUAGAAGCAGCAGCAGCAGAAGCAGCAGCAGCAACGGGAGAAGCAGCAGUUGCUGCUGCUGCUGCUGCAGCAGCAGCAGGACGAAGGUAUCGAACAUAUCGAGUGGCAGUUGCUGCUGCUGAAGGUGGCGGGGUGUCUGUCAUUGAAGAGGAUGCUGCUGCUGCUGCUGCUGCUGCUGGAAGGGGUGAAGAGGAUACAGCUGCUGCUGCUGCUGCACGCAAAGCUGCAGCAGAUGAGCAGCAACAGCUGCAGCUGCAGCAGCAGCAGCAGCUGAUGCUGGUGCGGCAGCUAGAGAGGAAGCAGAAAUUAAGUAAGAGAGAAAGAGCAGAGCUAAAAAAGGCAAAGAAAUUACAGAGAGAAUUGUUUCGUGCCGAACGGAGACGAGGAGCGAACAUCACUUCUUCCCCAACCAAGGAGGGGGGCCCCUCAAGGGCUCCCGAAGGGGGCCCUCCUCAGGGGGGCCCCCUAGGGGCCCCUCAGGGGGGGGCCCCUGAAGGGGAAAAGGGUUUAGAUGAUUUGGCCGAAUUAACGAGAAGACUGUUGGCUGUCUAA